GGGACGACUCGUCAGCAAACAGUACCAGGCCUCCCCGGCCAUAUGCUUGUCCUUCUGGUACGCAAUGUAUGGCUCAACGAUGGGAAGCCUGUCUGUUUUCGUGUAUAAUACCGCUGGACGUACUAGACUGUGGUCGCGCUCGGGUGACCAAGGUCAGGAAUGGAGAAAGGCCGAGAUGUCAAUCAGCAGUCAUCUGUUCUUUAAGAUCGUGUUUGAAGGGGUUCGUGGCAGCAGUUACCAUAGUGACAUAGCACUUGAUGACGUCAGCGUGAUAUACGGAGGUUGUGGGUAACCAUUUAUCAGCAAGGCUGCACUCCUGAAAUGGCAGGUGUUGAAGGUUUCUACGAUGUAAUGAUUUCUCAUGCGAUUUUAGACUCCCUCAGUGUCUAAGCUUUACUGAAUGACCUCUCGAACAUCAUAUUAACAUUCUAUAUAACCAUAUUUGAUAGAUUUUCUAAGGUGUAUGUAAAACAUGCAUCAAUUAAACUUCCUACUAUUUUUCAUCAACUAUCUUGAUAUUUUCACUCAUUGUGCGUUGUGUUAUUUACAUAUAAUGUGAGCCCAGUAAAAUGUGAUUCCUUGUUUGAUUAAGGGACUGAAAUGAGCAAUCAUCCUAUCUAAUCUAUCUACAAGUCAAACCUAAUUUCAUUGAUCUACAAAAGCCGUUUGGGGUACAUUCACUAUGUCAUGUACCUUUUGUUUACACCAAUUAUUAUUAUUUUUUGGUCCCACCUCCUAGCUUUGUAAAGAUAAACAUGGGGAAGUGAAGGCUUGAGUACAUAAAAGAAAACAACGCCUUUUUGGUUUAUGAUAUUCAAAUAUUUGUUCAGGCUUUAAAGAGUUUACAGUGUCCAAAGUGCAAAUCCUUCGCAAAAUAAACACUCAGUUUUUCACAAAAGUGUGCGUUUUAAAGUCUUGGUUACUUGGUUACAAUUCGGCGAAACUCCCGCACUGGAAGAUUUUCUUUUGAAGUAGUGAACCGGAGCCUUCGCGCGCCGAUGAGAGCUUUUUUUCCCGAGACAUGUUUUUAAGGUUGAUAGUUACUCUUGGGUGGCUGUCGGGUUCUUUGACAUCGCCUAUAACUUCGUCUCGACAAGAGAUGAGACACCAUGAAAUCCUUAAAGACCCUUCAACGGCUGCCGCGGACAGAAUUAUUGCAAUAAAUGAAGAUGCUGACGAAUCACCAGAUCUCUUCGAAGGCGACAUUGAGCUGACGCCAGACGAGGUUUCCUUGCUUAGCAGCCAGACCUUUGAUGACGUCACUAAGCGUAACGCACAUCUCCAUCGCCAAGGGCUAUGGAGAGCACGCACGAUCCCGUAUGAAAUAGACACCGUACUAGUUAACAAAGGUUUCAAAGAUUCUAUAGCCUCAGCGGCUCAGGCCUUCCAUACCGGGACUUGCUUACGAUGGGUAAAACGCUCUAACGAGAAAAACUGGAUCCUGUUUAAAUACGGACAGGCGUGUAAGUCGAGGGUUGGCAAAACGUGGUUGACGGAAGGAGCCCAGGGUAUCACCCUGAGCGAUGGCUGUAACCGCUCUGGGACCAUCAUACACGAGAUGAUGCACGCAAUUGGCUUCUGGCACGAACAGUCGAGACCUGAUAGAGACCAGCACGUGGAGGUCAUGUGGGAGAACAUCGAACAAGGACAAGAGCACGAGUUUGCCAAAUAUGGGCAUGACAUGAUUGACACGCUAGGGGUGGCUUACGACUAUGAGAGCGUGAUGCAUUAUGGUCGCCAAAGCUUCAGUAAGAAUAAAAAAGCCACAAUACAGGCUCUUGGUGACCCGACUAGGGGACUGGGACGAACUGACGGACUUAGCUCCCUUGAUAUCAUGAAAAUCAACCUUCUUUAUGAUUGCAAGAGGGCUACGGGUGGUUGGACCUCGUGGUCUCGGUUUACGCCAUGUGACCGCCAGCUAUGUGAGAAGUAUCGCCAGCGUUUCUGCACCUCAGAGGACCCCAGCUCUUGUCCAGGUGCUCAGAUAGAAAUCCAUCAAUGCAGCGACCAAGAGUGCAACGCACCAAUCGACGGACACUGGGGCCGCUGGGGAUCAUGGUCAGCUUGCUCUGUGUCAUGUGGUCAGGGCUCCUACACCAGAACGAGGCGGUGCGAUGACCCUGCGCCAUCACAUGGCGGGAAACCUUGCAUAGGACUUAACAAGGGUAGACAAGCGUGUGACGACGGAAGCUGUGACUUGGGCAUAUAUGAUUGUGAUUUCGAGAAAAGCGAGCUCUGUAACUGGCUUCCAAAGCAGACUGUGUAUAAACUUAAAUGGCAACGUACGCAGGGUGUUACUCCGUCUUCAGACACUGGACCACAGGGAGACCACACAUCUGGGUCAGGACAUUACUUAUUUGUCGAGUCAUCUCAUGCGAAAUUAGGAGAACAAGCGAUCAUAAUAAGUCCCGAGAUUCCACCUGACACGCGCCAGUGCGUCCACUUCUGGUACAGCAUGCACGGGGCUGACAUGGGCCGCCUGGACCUGCUAGUGUACGACGAAGUGGCGGGGUCAGGACAAAGUUUAUGGAGCAAAGAGGGCGAGCAAGGGAUGGACUGGGGAGAGGGAAAGGUGGAGAUAGCACCGCGGGGACACGUCUACAAGGUUGCGUUUCAAGCAACGAUUUCUGUUGAGCGGGCAUAUCGAAGUGAUUUUGCUCUUGAUGAUAUAAAAAUUGAGCCAUGCAAAAGGCCUCCAACAAAAGCGAAACCGCCAACAACAACGCCAUCAAAGGCAACAGCACCAAUAUCAGAUCCAAUGACAACAACAACACCAACAACAACUAAGGCAACAACACCCACAACAACAAAGGCAACAGCAUCAACACAAACGGCAGCAGAGGCAAAUACAUUCCUAUCAACUCAGAAGACAGAUGCGACAACAUCACAGUCAACUUCAACGACAGAGGCAACAAAAUCACAAACAACAAAGGCAACAACAACAUUAUCAACUUCAACAACAAAGGCAACAACAACAUCAUCAACUUCAACAACAAAGGCAACAACAACAUUAUCAACUUCAACAACAAAGGCAACAACAACACCAUCAACUUCAACAACAAAGGCAACAACAUCUACAGCAGUAGAGGCGACCACAUCACCUGCGGCAACAGAGACAGCGCCACCAACUACGACAGAGUCACGGUCAACCAAUAAAGCAACGACAAUACCAACGAUAAUAGAUGAUUUCUGCGACUUUUCUACGAAAAAGUGCGACUGGAGAAAUGACUAUACAAAUUCGCAUUCCCCCGAUAAGUAUGUGUUCGACUGGUGGCGAACUAAUAUGCCAACAACGAGUGCUAACACUGGACCAGCUGCUGACCAUACCACGGGCUCUGGGUAUUAUAUCUACCUGGAGGGCUCCUAUCCUUAUCAACAGGGCGACAAAGGUCGACUGGUCAGUAGACGAUACCCUCGCAGGCCUGCGAUCUGCCUGAAGUUCUGGUAUCACAUGUACGGUAAAGCAAUGGGAUCUCUCAGAGUGUACGUCAAGAAUGAAGCUGGAGUUUACAAGCUUUGGGAGAUUGACGGUAACCAAGGUAACGAAUGGCAUGAGGCAAGCAUAAUGUUUGGAAGUGAAUCUCCAUUUGAGAUAAUGAUUGAGGGUGAGCGAGGCACGGGCUAUACAAGUGAUAUCGCGCUAGAUGACCUCCGAGUCAAGGAGGGGGCGUGUCAAAUAGUAUGGUUCCCAUAGCAACGAAAUUGGCGGGCAAUGACGUGUAUUCAGAUUUAACAAAAAAUACUUGAUCGAUUGAAAUGGUGUCAACAGCGAAGGAUCUCUCAAGACAGGAAUCCUAUGAAUCAUUUAUGUUAGCAAUAAAUAAAUCAACAUCGUAUGAUUAA
Molecule: messenger RNA, 3843 nt
Organism: Nematostella vectensis (starlet sea anemone)
Lineage: Eukaryota; Metazoa; Cnidaria; Anthozoa; Actiniaria; Edwardsiidae
Product: MAM and LDL-receptor class A domain-containing protein 1
Exons: 15
Coding region: 1022-3694 (890 amino acids)
Biological process (GO): proteolysis
Cellular component (GO): membrane
Molecular function (GO): metalloendopeptidase activity; zinc ion binding
Source: RefSeq, a predicted model, not a curated record